GGGGCCGCGCGGGUCACGUGGUGCCCGGCCCGGAAGCGCUCGCGCUGGAGACCCUCGGGUGACCGGGCGGAUGCUGCAGACUCCUGCGGGCUCCCGCGUUCCCCACCAUGGCCUGGACCAAGUACCAACUGUUCCUGGCCGGGCUCAUGCUUGUCACCGGCUCCAUCAACACGCUUUCGGCAAAGUGGGCAGACAAAUUCAAGGCCGAGGGCUGCAGAGGAAGCAAGGAGCACAGCUUCCAGCACCCCUUCCUUCAGGCAGUGGGCAUGUUCCUGGGAGAGUUCUCCUGCCUGGCUGCCUUCUACCUACUCCAGUGCAGAGCCUCAAGACAGUCAGACUCCAGUGUGGACCCCCAGCAGCCCUUCAGCCCCUUUCUUUUCCUGCCCCCGGCCCUCUGUGACAUGACAGGGACCAGCAUCAUGUAUGUGGCCCUGAACAUGACCAGUGCCUCCAGCUUCCAGAUGCUACGAGGUUCAGUGAUCAUAUUCACAGGCCUGUUCUCAGUGGCCUUCCUGGGCCGGCGGCUGGCACCUAGCCAGUGGCUCGGCAUCCUGGCCACCAUCGUGGGGCUGGUGGUCGUGGGCCUGGCUGACCUCCUGAGCAAGCAUGACAGUGAGCACAAGCUCAGCGAAGUGAUCACAGGGGACCUGUUGAUCAUCAUGGCCCAGAUCAUCGUGGCCAUCCAGAUGGUGCUAGAAGAGAAGUUCGUCUAUAAACACAAUGUGCACCCGCUCCGGGCAGUGGGCACAGAGGGCCUCUUCGGCUUCGUGAUCCUGUCGCUGCUCCUGGUACCUAUGUACUACAUCCCUGCUGGCUCCUUCAGUGGAAACCCUCGAGGGACCCUGGAGGAUGUCCUGGAUGCCUUCUGCCAGAUUGGCCGUCAGCCACUCAUUGCCCUGGCACUGUUGGGCAACAUUAGCAGCAUUGCCUUCUUCAACUUUGCGGGCAUCAGCGUCACCAAGGAACUAAGUGCCACUACCCGCAUGGUGCUGGACAGCUUGCGCACCGUGGUCAUCUGGGCCGUAAGCCUGGCUGUGGGCUGGGAAGACUUCCACCCGCUGCAGAUCCUCGGCUUCCUCAUCCUUCUGAUGGGCACUGCCCUCUACAAUGGGCUGCACCACCCGCUGCUGGCCUACCUAUCCCGGUGCUGGCGCCCUGCACAGGAGAGUGAGCGCGAAAGACUGCUGGGUGGCAGCCGGACUCCCAUCAAUGAGGCCAGCUGAGCUUCCCUGAGGAUCUCUGCUGCUACCCAGUGCUCCCUCUUCACUCUGAGGCCUCUUGGGCUGGUGGGCCUUGAAUGCCCUGCCUUUUCCCUGUGACCCCCCAAGGCAGCUGCUGACACAGAAGAUGACGUGACACCUGAGUCCUCUUUUCUCCCCACUGCCUACAGGAGGGUGUGACCCAGUCCCUCCUGCAGCACUAGAGCUAAAUCAUGAACUUUAAUGGCAGGAAUUUACAACCGUGGUAUUUCUGAAUCAUAAACUAGAUUAUUAAGGUAGAUUAUCUAGCUUAUGAGUCAUCUAAAGAAGGGAAGUUGAUGAGCAAGUUCAAAGCAGAACUAAGGACCGGAUUUUCUAAAAUGUGUAAAAUACUUCUUAAACCUGUCUGGAGAACUGGUUUUAACCCAAACUCUGCUGCAGAUUCAGUAAGUGCUCCCUAGCCCGUUAGCUCUGGAAAGUGGGCGUCCACACUGUGGCCUUCAGUGCCUUCUGGCCUCAGCAUCCUGUGGGCCUCUGGUGUGGACAAUGCAAGACAAGAAGCAUCCCUGUAUGUCUCCCCUUCUUGUGCCUGUCCUGAUAAUCUCCUUAACUCUCCUCUGCCUCCCUGCCUGGGAAUAGAUCGGAGAGCAAUUCCAGGCAGCCUUUGAUGAUCAUUUUAUGAACUUCAUUUUAAAGAUGAGGAAAGUACUGUUUGGGUCUCCUGCUGUCGGCACUGGCUGGGAACCUGGGGGAACCUUAGCCAAGCAGCCACGUGACUCUGUAGCAAAUGGGACCUGAGGCAUAUCUGGAUCCCAGCCCCAUCCCCAGAAACCUGGGUGCCUGGAGAACCCCAGGAUGAUGGACUUACUAGGAUGCGUAGAGUUAGUCACUCACGUGGGAGGAGACCUUUGAGAGAGAGGCCCACAUGCUGUGUCCCAGGGCUCCUGGGCUUCCCUGGGCCACUGUGUCCCAGGGAGAAAGAAACAGGCAGUGGUGGUGGAGACAAUGUUACAGCUGCCUUGUCUAAAAACCUGGAGCAUUAAAAUGUUAUUUUAAACUUUACUUUUUAAAAAGCAAUAGAAAAUUGGCGGUAUUGGGCUUUUUCUGUGGUGAGAGGAAAGGGGCACAAGAGGAUUCCUGGGAGUGGCGUCCAGAGUGUGGAAAGCCCUAGUGUACUAAAAGCUUAGAAACCUCCUAGGCUGCCUUCAUUUUCUCGGAUAGAGACAAUAAAACCUACAGAGUUGAACUUCC
Molecule: messenger RNA, 2450 nt
Organism: Chinchilla lanigera (long-tailed chinchilla)
Lineage: Eukaryota; Metazoa; Chordata; Mammalia; Rodentia; Chinchillidae
Gene: Slc35f6
Product: solute carrier family 35, member F6
Exons: 6
Coding region: 108-1223 (371 amino acids)
Biological process (GO): transmembrane transport
Cellular component (GO): intracellular membrane-bounded organelle; membrane
Molecular function (GO): transmembrane transporter activity
Source: RefSeq, a predicted model, not a curated record